GCUUCUUCAUCUUCACCACUUUGCUCAGACAGGUCACCUUUUAGUUUGCUUUCCUCACGAAACAAACAAACUUCUUAUUUUCUUCUUUAUUGAGAGGGAUGAGAAAAUUAUUGGAGCUGCUCUGAAAAAAAUAAACCUUUUCUUUUUCUUUGUCAUUCUGACUAUCUUUUGCUUGGAUUCGGAGAGAGGAAGGAGAAUUGAUUCUCUCUCUCUCUCCUAUUUUAUUGUGUUCCGAUCUGAUCGGAAUUUACAUUUCUUCUAUUCUCAUCUUCAGGUUCAAUUUCCAUUAAGUUUCUUCCUCUAGUGUCAAGGGAGAAAUUUCCUGGUGACGUCUUAAUCAUUGAUUUCACGAAGAAUAUUUAUCUCUUCGUUGAUUCUUUUACAAUUUUGUGAAACCGGAGAAGCAAAAGCAAGAAGCUUUAUGGUUCUGUCGGAGAUAGAGCCAUCUAUGUCGGAACCACUGGUAGACGAAUCUGAUCGUCGUUUCGCCAAUCUGAGAGGCGUACGGUGGCGCGUGAAUCUCGGUGUUCUUCCGUUUCAAGCUUCAUCGAUCGAUGAUCUUCGCAAAGCUACAGCUGAAUCUCGCAGAAGAUAUGCUGCUUUAAGGAGACGCAUCUUGAUAGAUCCACAUUUGUCUAAAGAUUUACGAAAUUCCCCUGAUCUCUCAAUCGACAAUCCCUUAUCACAAAACCCAGAUAGUACAUGGGGUCGGUUCUUUCGUAACGCUGAGCUAGAGAAAACACUGGAUCAAGACUUAUCGAGGUUAUAUCCAGAGCAUUGGAGCUACUUUCAAGCUCCUGGAUGUCAAGGAAUGUUAAGACGUAUUCUACUCUUGUGGUGUCUUAAACAUCCCGAGUACGGAUAUCGACAAGGAAUGCAUGAGCUUUUGGCUCCUCUGCUUUAUGUGCUUCAUGUUGAUGUGGAGCGUCUCUCUGAAGUGCGUAAAAGCUAUGAAGAUCAUUUCACGGACAGAUUCGAUGGGUUGUCUUUUGAGGAAAGAGAUAUUACUUACAACUUUGAGUUCAAAAAGUUUCUGGAGGAUUUCACGGACGAUGAGAUCGGUGGUAUUCAGGGAAAUUCCAAGAAACUAAAGAGCCUAGAUGAGCUCGACCCCGAAAUCCAAUCCGUUGUGUUGCUAAGCGAUGCUUAUGGAGCCGAAGGAGAACUCGGGAUUGUCUUGUCUGAUAAAUUCAUGGAGCACGAUGCUUACUGCAUGUUUGAUGCUCUGAUGAGUGGAGCUCAUGGUUGUGUCUCAAUGGCUGGAUUUUUCGCUUACUCUCCAGCUAGCGGAUCCCACACGGGUUUACCUCCCGUUCUUGAAGCGUGCACUGCGUUUUACCAUCUUUUAUCGUUUGUUGAUUCGUCUCUGCAUAGCCAUUUAGUGGAACUCGGAGUUGAGCCUCAGUACUUUGGUCUUCGUUGGUUACGGGUUUUGUUUGGAAGAGAGUUUUUGCUUCAGGAUUUGUUGGUAGUGUGGGAUGAGAUAUUCUCAGCAGAUAACACGGCGAGAAAUGAUGAGGCUAACAACACAAACCAGAGCUUCAAGAUCUUUGAUUCUCCUCGGGGCGCUUUAAUCUCUGGAAUGGCGGUUUCGAUGAUAUUAUCUUUGAGAUCUUCUUUGCUUGCUACUGAAAACGCAGCUUCUUGUCUCCAAAGACUGUUGAAUUUCCCGGAGAAGAUUGAUGUGAGGAAGAUAAUAGAGAAAGCUAAGUCAUUACAAGCAUUGGCUUUGGACGAUGAUGUACGAUCAUCAGCUCUGUUGAUUAACAGUGUCUUUGAUCAGAGCAUCAGCCCUGCAGUACCGGCGAGAACUAGCAGCUUCCCUUCGGGAUCCACUUCGCCUAAAUCUCCACUGAUAAUUACGCCACAGAGUUAUUGGGAGGAGAAAUGGAGAGUUCUUCAGCAAGCCGCCGAGGAACAGAAACAGAAUCCUUCAACACCGAAGAAAAAGGCAUGGUUUAAGGUGAAAAGACUUUUCAGAGCAGAGUCUGAGCCAACUCAUAACACCAAGACAGUAAAGGAAGCCAAGGUAUCAUCAGUGGCACGUAACUUGCUGGAAGAUUUUAAUCGGCAGGUUGUUUCUGAACCUGAGGAAGCUACUAUAGUAGAUGUUGUGAGCAAUGAGAAUAGCUCAGUUCAACAAGAAACUGAGGAAGCUAAUACAGUAGAUGUUGUGAACAAUGAAGAUAGUUCAGUUCAAGAAACUGAGGAAGCUAGUACAGUAGAUGUUGUGAACAAUGAAGAUGGUUCAGUUCAAGAAACCGAGGAAAGAAAUAUGAGUUUCGAAACUGCUGGUGAAGAGAGUGUAGCAGCAAUGGAAGAGAACUCAUCUGAUGCCUUCUCAGAUCCAAACAGUCCACUCAGAGAUUCGAACUCCAUUGAGAAUGAUUCAGAUAGCAGUACCGGGUCGAUUCUGUUUGCCAAUGAAAAAGUUAAAGAUCAAGAAACAAGCGCAGUAGAUUCUCCUCUUCCCCUUUCUUCUCAGCCGAGCAUCGAGUUUCCAGUAACUCGGUCUAAUAACGAAGAGGACAGCGCAGAUAGAUCUGUGACCAUUAUCAAGGAGCGUAGUAAGGUUUUACCGGGAAAAUUCCAAUGGUUUUGGAAGUUUGGACGCAAUCUCACUGGCGAGGAGACAAGAUCCUUCGGUGUUGAAAGUAGUAAGAGCGAUUUGGUUUGCUCUUCCGAGUCACAUUCCCUUCCGCAGGCUUCAUCUUCGAGCAGCAAAGGAGACUCAGACCAGAAUGUGAUGAAUACUCUAAAGAACCUUGGCAAUUCCAUGCUCGAACACAUUCAGGUGAUCGAAUCGGUUUUCCAGCAAGAACGAGGUCAGGUUCAGGCAGGAUUGAUGGAGAACAUAUCUAAGGCCAAUUUGGUCGGAAAGGGACAAGUCACAGCCAUGUCAGCUCUCAAGGAGCUUCGGAAAAUCAGUAAUCUUUUGUUGGAAAUGUGAUGAACCUUUUUCAUUCGUCUUCUUCUCCCCCUGUGCAUAUAUUCAUCCUAUUUUUUGUAAAGUAUUGUUUCUUAGAGCACGGAAUAAAAAAGCUAGCAUUUUUCUUAUAGGCUUGUUCUCUGUCUCUAAGAAAAUUUUGCUGUAGAAAACCAAUUUUUUGGUUUAACGGUCAUGUAUAAGAUGAUAUAAAUAAAGAUGCAUAAUUUGUCUGAA
Messenger RNA from Eutrema salsugineum, 3163 nucleotides. Its product is annotated as TBC1 domain family member 5. The transcript has 5 exons. Gene Ontology annotation, molecular function: GTPase activator activity. Bases 422 to 2950 code for a protein of 842 amino acids. The record is from RefSeq and is a predicted model, not a curated record. Gene Ontology annotation, biological process: activation of GTPase activity. Lineage: Eukaryota; Viridiplantae; Streptophyta; Magnoliopsida; Brassicales; Brassicaceae.